Messenger RNA from Trichosurus vulpecula (common brushtail), 1041 nucleotides. RefSeq names its product DnaJ heat shock protein family (Hsp40) member C17 (gene DNAJC17). NCBI's taxonomy places the organism in Eukaryota, Metazoa, Chordata, Mammalia, Diprotodontia, Phalangeridae. Bases 34 to 957 code for a protein of 307 amino acids. Gene Ontology annotation, cellular component: spliceosomal complex. The transcript has 11 exons. Gene Ontology annotation, molecular function: nucleic acid binding. Gene Ontology annotation, biological process: spliceosomal complex disassembly. The record is from RefSeq and is a predicted model, not a curated record.
CGCAGGGAGACGCCAGUUUCAGGGGUCGGGACCAUGGCGGUGACCAAGGAGUUGUUGCAAAUGGACCUGUACGCGCUCCUGGGAGUCGGGGAGAAGGCGGCCGACAAGGAGGUGAAGAAAGCAUACCGACAAAAGGCCCUCACUUGCCAUCCAGACAAAAAUCCAGAUAAUCCCCAAGCAGCUGAGCUCUUCCACCAGCUAUCCCAGGCCUUGGAAGUGUUGACGGAUGCUGCAGCCCGGGCAGCAUACGACAAGGUCAGGAAAGCCAAGAAGCAGGCGGCUGAGAGGACUCAGAAACUUGAUGAGAGAAGGAAGAAAGUGAAGCUUGAUCUUGAGGCCCGGGAGAGGCAAGCCCAGGCCCAAGGGAGUGAGUUAGAGGAAGACAAUCGAAGCACCAGGACAUUAGAACAAGAGAUUGCACGCCUACGAGAAGAAGGCUCCCGGCAGCUGGAAGAACAACAGAGGCUGAUCCAGGAGCAGAUACGCCAAGAUCAGGAACAGAGAUUAAGAGGAAAGACGGAAAAUCCUGAAGGCAAAGGAACACCUAAACUGAAGCUAAAAUGGAAGUGCAAAAAAGAGGAUGAGACCAAAGGUGGUUACUCCAAGGAUGUCCUGUUGAGGAUUCUGCAGAAGUACGGUGAAGUGCUCAACCUGGUCAUCUCCAGUAAGAAGACGGGGAGUGCUGUGGUGGAAUUUGCUUCUGUCAAGGCUGCGGUACUGGCUGUCAAGAAUGAGGUGGGCCUCGUCAAUAACCCUCUGAAGAUCUCCUGGCUGGAGGGUCAGCCACAGGGAGCGGUGAGCAGCGAUGGUACCAGCCACUCAGGACUGUCACAGGGUUCCGUGCUGUCAGAGAGGGACUAUGAGAGCCUCGUCAUGAUGCGCAUGCGUCAGGCAGCAGAGCGGCAACAGCUGAUGGAGCAGAUGCAGAGAGAGGAUGAGGAGGGCAUGCCCACAUAGCCCCACAGAGCCUAUCCCCUCUUCCCUUCUUCCCUCCCUCCUGCCCCCUUUUCUUAAAUUAAUACCCAAAAUAAAUUUUUUUAG